AUGGAAUCCCACGUCCAGCGUCUGGUGGACCAGACUUGGGAGAAGUUCUCGAAAUACGACCUCUCGCAACGCCUGCUGAUCGCCAUCUCUGGCAUACCGGGUAGCGGGAAAACGACGCUCGCGGCCAGUGUCGCCCGCGGGCUGAACAAGAAACAUCACGAGUCGAUGCACAGGCAGUUCCCCAACCGGCCGACAGGCCCGAACCCCUCGCAACCAGAUAUUGCGUUCGUGGUCCCACUCGACGGCUACCAUCUGACCCGCAAGCAGCUGGCGGAGAUGCCCAACGCAGAGGAAGCGAUUUUCCGACGCGGGGCGGCGUUUACGUUCGACGCGCAGAGCUACCUGAAGUUUGUGAUGCAGGUGGCCAGGCCACUGACCGCGGAGACGCGGACGUUGUACGCGCCGAGUUUCGACCACGCCGUCAAGGACCCUGUGGCCAACGACAUUGCGAUCCCGCCCACGGCGCGCAUCGUGGUGUUUGAGGGCCUAUACACGGCCUUGGACGCCCCCGGCUGGCGCGAAGCCCACGCUCUCAUGGACGAGACGUGGUUCGUCGAUGCCGACAUUGAGACAGCCACGCAGCGUGUGGCCAAGCGGAAUUUCGCCGCCGGCAUCACCAAAACGUUCGAGGAGUCGCUGGCUCGCACCAAGGCGAGCGACAUGCGGAAUGCUCGCGAUGUUCUGGACCAUCGACUGCCGGUGCAAGAGAUGGUGCCGAGUAUUGAGGACGAGAGCUGGCGUAGCGAGGAGGUUCUGAAGCUCGAAGAUGAACUGGAUGCACAGGACAGCCAGGAAGACUACGAGAACAAGAUUAGGCAGGAGAGGAUGAUGCGCAUAGACAGUAUUGCCGCUCUGGCCGCAGACGGCGUUGGGAUGUGA
Molecule: messenger RNA, 879 nt
Organism: Capronia epimyces CBS 606.96
Lineage: Eukaryota; Fungi; Ascomycota; Eurotiomycetes; Chaetothyriales; Herpotrichiellaceae
Exons: 2
Coding region: 1-879 (292 amino acids)
Cellular component (GO): cytoplasm
Molecular function (GO): kinase activity; ATP binding
Source: RefSeq, a predicted model, not a curated record